Messenger RNA from Closterium sp. NIES-67, 1519 nucleotides. The record is from the annotation of a GenBank genome assembly. NCBI's taxonomy places the organism in Eukaryota, Viridiplantae, Streptophyta, Zygnematophyceae, Desmidiales, Closteriaceae.
AUUCUAUUUCUACUAGCAGUAGCUACGCCCAUCAGGAGAAUUUAGUCUGUUGCCUUGAAAUUUCUGUUGGUGGAAUCCUCCUUCAGCUCACGUCCUUGAAGCCCUAGCCUGUUACGAUGGAGGCCUUUGCCACGCCGUACCCCAUUUUCUUUCACGAUGGAGAGAAGGACGUGGACAAGGGAGUUGUUGGAAUUCAUUCCUGUUUAAGUUUCAAGCGGUUCCAGUCCAUGGCUGGACAGAAGGCCGGUCUUCCUCCAGCUACUCUAUCCACGGUGCUUGUUUGUAGGAAGUCUUCCGGAAACACCGAGAAGAAGCAGAAGCUUCCUAUUAACGAGCAUACGAAUUUCAGCAUUAUCCUGAACCAGCAUAAUCCAAGUCGCGAGAGGGAUUGCCAUUUUCUGGUGUCGUUGAAGAAGUCGAAGAAGGAAAGACGAGCAGCGAAGAAGAAGGUUGCAGAGCCAGAGCUCGUCGAAGCGGAGGGGUCUGUCGCAGCUUCCAGUACUCCAUCUUCACCCAAGAGCGUGGACGAUGUCUCCCUAUUCAAGGAUAAGUCGGACUCUAGCUCGUCCGAUGAUGAGGCACCUGAUACUCGUCCCGGAGGACAUCUGAAGCAGAUCACUACUUGUGACAAUGAUUUUCCAAAGAAUGAGGCCACGCAAGCAACAGUGGAACUAUCUCAACCACCGGUUUCGGCAUGGAAGACGGGGUCAGCGCUGAAGAUUUUGAAGGGUCAAGAAGCGAUUCGGCCUGUAGCAGGUCAAGAGGCGUCGAAGACUGCAGCGGUUCAAGCUGAAGCUGUUAGGAGUAUAGGUGUUGCUGCCGGUGACAUGGACGUUAGAGCUGUUACUAUUCCUGGGAAAACGCAUCCAUCUGUCACGGCACUGACGUCCCAUGCAGGUUCGCCUGGCUUACCUGUUACGGUUCUGAACAAGUCAGCUGAUCAUCACAUGCGGUCUUCUCAUCAAGGUCAACCUAUGUUGGAUGGUCUGGCAGAUGCAAGGACUGGACAUCCUGUGGCUAGAGUGGUCCCACCAGGUGACAAGUUCACAGCGAGUACCUUGGCCUCUGCAAAACCGGCAGCCUCUGCUGUGGUUGACGCACACUCUUUGCAGCCUUCACUUGCAGUUCCUGGUGGUGGUUUUUCACUGUUCGGGCCGGAUUUAAGCAGCGUUGCUUUUGGCAACAUGCUUCACAACGCCAUGGCAAUGGACCUGAGAUUCGGCAUGAGGAGGUGGUGCAAGUUUUGUUCUUUCUGCCAGGAGCGUCGCAUCGUGUCGGUGCCGUUUCACUGGUGUGUGGAUGAUCAAGUGGUGACUGGGUUCAAAGGCCCUUCACCAGCAGGACCUAUUGGAAGACGACACAUGACUUGCAGGAUGGGAGUGAUGGCCUAGGUUGUUCCAGGCGUUAUGCUGUACAUUUGGGAUCAUUGGCAUUGGCAGUGCAUGCAUUCUUGGACAUUGUCAACACGACAUUUAUCUAAGGUACCGGAAUGUCACGUCUAUUUGGCAUAGUACGGAUG